Molecule: messenger RNA, 626 nt
Organism: Drosophila subobscura
Lineage: Eukaryota; Metazoa; Arthropoda; Insecta; Diptera; Drosophilidae
Product: glycine-rich protein DOT1-like
Exons: 1
Coding region: 57-557 (166 amino acids)
Source: RefSeq, a predicted model, not a curated record
CCGGCGGGGUAGUAGUUAAGUUUGCGAAGCUCUCUCGAGGGAACACAAGCAAAGUCAUGAAACUGUUUAUCGCGCUCUCCGUUUUGGUGGCCGUGGCCUCGGCCCUGCCGCAGUUUGGCGGCGGCAAUGCCAAUGCCAAUGCCAACGCUAACGCCCAGGCCCAAGGAUUUGGAGGCGGCGGUUUCGGCGGACGUCCUGGAGGCGGCUUCGGAGGCGGCCCCGGCUUUGGAGGCGGCGGUUUCGGCGGUCGUCCUGGCGGCGGCUUUGGAGGCGGCCCCGGCUUUGGAGGCGGCCACGGUGGUGGUUUCGGAGGCGGUCCCGGAUUCGGAGGUGGCCCUGCAUUCGGCGGUGGCGGACGUCCUGGUUUCGGUGGCGGCGGCGGCGGCUUCGGCGGACGUCCCGGCGGUGGCUUCGGAGGCGGCGGCGGCGGCGGCAGUAGUUCAGCAUCCGCAUCAUCCUCGGCUUCUGCUGCCGGUGGUGGUGGUCGUGGCGGCGGCGGCGCAGCAUCCGCAUCUUCCUCUGCCUCCGCAGCAGCUGGCGGACGCGGUCGCGGUUAAGCCAUUCCAUAAGAUAUUUUGAAAUAAUUGCUAAGAAAUGACUGUGAAUAAAACAUAACAUAGAAAAUU